Messenger RNA from Cajanus cajan (pigeon pea), 1144 nucleotides. RefSeq names its product Chaperone DnaJ-domain superfamily protein. Gene Ontology annotation, biological process: protein refolding. The record is from RefSeq and is a predicted model, not a curated record. Gene Ontology annotation, cellular component: cytoplasm. Lineage: Eukaryota; Viridiplantae; Streptophyta; Magnoliopsida; Fabales; Fabaceae.
CCAGUGACCACCACAACCUCUAAACUAAUAUAACGGCGUUAUGUUAUGACUAAAACACUUAACAGUUCCACUCUCACAACGCAAUGCAAUCCCACUUUCUGGUGGGACCCAUCUCCGUCGGCCGCUAUGGUGGCGCCGCCGAUUCCAGCCCUUUCCACUCCGCCUGGACCAACCCUCCCCGCCGGCGGUCCCCACUCGUCGUCGCCUCCUCAACGCCCGCGGCCAUCAACGGCGGGCCGAACCACUACGCCGUCCUCGGCGUCGCCCGCACUGCCUCCGCCGUUGAUAUCAAACGCGCCUAUCGCCUCCUCGCCCGCAAGUAUCAUCCUGAUGUUAGCAAGGAUCCACAUGCUGCGGAAUUAUUCAAGACAAUCCAUCAUGCAUAUGAGGUACUAUCUAAUGCAACAACGAGAGUUCAGUAUGAUCAAGAACUUCAAUUCGGUGACAAGCCUUACAGGGAAAAAUGGAGUUACAGCACUGAAUUUGAAGAUCAGGUAAGAGUUUAUAGGUGGGCCCACCUGAGGAGAAAAAUGCAUAAUGAAAGAUACUGGGAGCAUUCCAAUGUUAAUGAGGACUACUAUACCAGUGAAACAGACGAGGAAGAAGAUGAAGGAAAUUUAGAUGAAGAAAGGGGUUCCUUUACUGAAGUGCUUAGAUCGGCAUUCGUCUCAUUAUUUUUGUUUCAGACAUUUGGAUCACGACUCUCACUUACAUUUAGUGGUCUGACGGCUUUGUUUGAUAAGAAGUUAGACUCCGGCUACAAAAUUGGCUAUGCAAUAGCAUGGAUUUUGGGUGGGAGGGGAGGCAUAUUGCUAACCCUGUGCUUGUCAUUUGCAAGUUGGGUUUGUGGGAAAACAAGUAGCAGCGUAGUUGCACUAGUUGUGGUGGCCAUGUGGGUUGGCACCUACCUUGCAAGGUACGCACCACUUCCCCAAGGUGCGCUAUUAGCUCUUCUCUACAUGUCAAUUAAGCUACAAUCUGACCUAAUAUAAAGAUAUUGCCGCGCUGCCACUAGCAUUUCUUCUAAUAUGUAGAUCUGACUAUGUUCUUUAUUAUGGUGUUUGUACAUUUUAAUAUAUUCUGGUAAAUGUAAAUAAAUGUUAUUUUCUGAUGAAUAAACGGUUGAUGAGUUGGCAUAUGCAAA